UAUUGAACUCUGAGCACCUCCAGGGAAAAAACGACGACCAUACCACUUUUUUUCUAUAGUUUUGCAUCCAUGCAGCACUCUGGAACUUUGCAAAAUGCUUCUUUUUACCUGGGUCCGCAGGGGGAACCCUCUCUUCCACGGGCUGGCUUCAUCAUUCUGUCCAUCAUUAUGGCCAUUUUUACUGGUCCGGCCAUCAUCCUCAACGCUACAGUGAUUAUUGUGUCCCUCAUGUACAAGCAGCUGAGGCAGCCGCUCAACUAUGCUCUAAUGAACAUGGCUGUGGCUGAUCUGGGCACAGCCAUGACCGGAGGAGUGCUUUCUGUGGUCAACAACGCCCAAGGGUACUUUUCCCUGGGCAGAACAGGCUGUGUGAUGGAAGGUUUUGCUGUGUCCUUGUUUGGUAUCACAUCUCUGUGCACCGUUGCUCUGAUCGCAGUGGAGAGGAUGUUUGUGGUGUGUAAGCCACUGGGACAAAUUACCUUCCAAAAGAAGCAUGCAGUUGGAGGUGUUAUAUUAUCUUGGCUGUGGUCCCUGACAUGGAACCUGCCUCCAUUGUUUGGAUGGGGAAGGUAUGAGUUGGAGGGUGUUGGGACAUCCUGUGCGCCAGACUGGCACAACAGAGACCCUCAAAAUGUCUCCUACAUCAUGGUUUACUUUGCGGUGUGCUUUGCUGUUCCUUUUGCCAUCAUCCUGGUAUCCUACACCAAGCUAAUGUGGACGUUACACCGGGUAUCAAAGAUGGCUUGUGUGGAAGGUGGCGCAGUGGCUAAAGGGGAGAUGAAGGUGGCGUCCAUGGUGAUCCUGAUGGUCCUGACAUUUCUGAUCAGCUGGAUGCCGUAUGCCACCCUGGCCAUGCUAGUGGUGUACAACCCAGAUGUGAAGAUUCAUCCUCUGGUGGGCACAGUGCCUGUUUAUCUGGCCAAGAGCAGCACUGUGUACAAUCCCAUCAUCUAUAUCUACCUCAAUAAGCAGUUCCGUAAAUACGCUGUACCCUUCCUGAUGUGCGGGAAAGAGCCAUGGGAGGACGAUGAGGCAUCGGAGGCGACAACAACUGUGGAGAUAAACAAAGUGUCUCCUUCCUGAAAUGUGCAAAUGCAACAGCUACCCUGAAACAUGCUUGUAAAAAUUCAUUUUGCAGACGUCUUCUGUCACAUUACACAAACGUCAGUGAAGUUGUGCGUUUGAAUUAUU
Haplochromis burtoni (Burton's mouthbrooder) is the source of this 1191-nucleotide messenger RNA. RefSeq names its product parapinopsin. The record is from RefSeq and is a predicted model, not a curated record. The coding region runs from base 70 to 1083 and encodes 337 amino acids. Gene Ontology annotation, biological process: G protein-coupled receptor signaling pathway; visual perception. The transcript is spliced from 4 exons. Lineage: Eukaryota; Metazoa; Chordata; Actinopteri; Cichliformes; Cichlidae. Gene Ontology annotation, molecular function: G protein-coupled receptor activity. Gene Ontology annotation, cellular component: membrane; photoreceptor outer segment.